UUGGGUACGAGAUUGAUGUCAAUCAUGCAGUGGCUUCUACCCCUUAUCCUUUGCCUGGGGACCUUAAGUCCUCCGAUGAUUGAGGCACGUCAGAUAAGGAUAAAUCGCUACGCAGUUAGUGUCCAGGAGGAUAAAGCAGCAGUGGAGGAGAAGGCAGCUCCUUAUCCAGCAUCCGGUUACAGGCCACAAGGUCGCUCCUUCUGGCUGCCAGGAGAUCUUGAAGUUGAGGUUGUGGCUGAUCCCACCGAAGGUUCGGGUUCAGGUGUCACUACUACGGAGCUGCCAGUGGAGGAUCUCUCCACCAGUACCACGGAAGCUGGCUUGAGUACCACCACCUGGGAUUCGCUGGACACCACCACCACCCUGGCUCCUCCCCCCGCAGAGGCUCGAGCAGGUCGUGCCUUUGAAAAAGCGCCCUAUCCCCCAGCUGGAUACCGACCAAGCCGUGCCUUCCGCCUGCCCACAGAGGAAGAGUCCCAGACAGCUCCCGCUACAAAUGCCACUGACAGCAACGCCGACCAUCCUGUCUGCGGAGUCAGCACAAAUCCCCUCAAGCCUACACCUGAGCCAGGAACCAAGGACGAACCCGAUGCCGAGAGUGUGGUGAUCACAGCCAAUCUGGGACCUGCUGUUGUGGUGGCCAGGGCGCCCAGUUCCAUUCCUGUGGCCAUUCCUUUGAGGUCACAACCUCUUAUGGCAGCACCCUCACGGGGAUUUGUCUACACCACCCAUGUGGAGCAGCGCUGGUGA
This is a messenger RNA of Drosophila bipectinata, 750 nucleotides long. RefSeq lists its product as uncharacterized. The record is from RefSeq and is a predicted model, not a curated record. NCBI's taxonomy places the organism in Eukaryota, Metazoa, Arthropoda, Insecta, Diptera, Drosophilidae.